Arabidopsis thaliana (thale cress) is the source of this 3288-nucleotide messenger RNA. RefSeq names its product DNA mismatch repair protein MutS, type 2. Gene Ontology annotation, biological process: mismatch repair; negative regulation of DNA recombination. Gene Ontology annotation, molecular function: ATP-dependent DNA damage sensor activity; ATP hydrolysis activity; mismatched DNA binding. The record is from RefSeq and is marked reviewed. NCBI's taxonomy places the organism in Eukaryota, Viridiplantae, Streptophyta, Magnoliopsida, Brassicales, Brassicaceae. The coding region runs from base 113 to 2050 and encodes 645 amino acids. The transcript is spliced from 4 exons.
AUUUCCUUUAACCCGAACAAACUGAAGUUCCGGACAGAACCUAACUGAACUGUGAAACUUCCGAUUGUCCACAUAUUAAAAAAGGAUAAUAGAUAAUUCAUUCACCACAGGCAUGAACACUUAUUCCCCACUCCAACUCAUACCGACGCCUAUUCAUCUCAAAUCCUCACGCGCCGCCUCACCGUCAUCAUUACGCGUCGCUUCUCCGUUAAUUAUACGCGCCGCCUCCUCAGACGACUCACAGUCAGUCGAAAACCAAACUCUAGAAGUCCUCGAAUGGCGUGCCCUCUGCAAUCAGCUCUCUCCGUUCGCUUCCACAACCAUGGGCCUUUCCGCCACCAAAAACGCCGAAAUUCCGGUGGGAAACUCGCCGGAAGAAAGCAGGAAUCUCCUUAACGAGACCUCAGCUGCAUUAGCUGCUAUGGAGAUGAUGAAAUCGCGAGGAUUAGGUCUUUCUGAAAUCCAAGACUUGUCUGAUAUCGUUGAGCGUGCUGUGUCCGGUCAAUUGCUUACCGUUAGAGAACUCUGUACCGUUCGAAGCACGUUAACGGCUGCUACAUCAACGUUUCAGAAACUCCGAAAAGCAGCCAUUAGUGAUAACAGGGUUACUCCACUUGUAGAUAUACUACAGGGUUGUGAUUUCAAGGAUACAUUACAGCAGAAGAUUAGUUUUUGUAUAGACUGCAACAUGACUAUGAUUCUUGAUAGAGCUAGUGAAGAUUUAGAGAUUAUAAGAUCUGAACGGAGGAGAAACAUGGAGAAUUUGGAUUCUCUUUUGAAGAAAAUAUCAACUAAGAUUUUUCUAGCUGGGGGGAUUAACAAGCCUUUGAUAACGCAGAGGAGAUCAAGGAUGUGUGUAGCUAUUAGAGCUACACACAAAAGUUUACUUCCAGGUGGUGUUGUUUUAAGUGUUAGUAGCUCUAGGGCAACAUGCUUUAUAGAACCGAAAGAGGCAGUGGAGCUUAAUAAUAUGGAAGUGAGACAUGCGAACUCCGAGAAAGCUGAGGAAAUGGCGAUUUUGAGCAUUUUGACAUCUGAGGUGGUGAUGGCGCAGAGAGAGAUAUUGCAUUUGUUGGAUAGAAUAUUAGAACUUGACAUUGCUUUUGCAAGAGCAUCACAUGCAAAUUGGAUUAAUGGUGUCUAUCCCAACGUAACUUCAGAACACACAAAAACACCGGGCUUAGCUGUAGACAUUGAUUCUGCGCAGCACCCGCUACUUCUUGGUUCAGUAUUAGGCAGCCCAAAUGGUGGAGACAUUUUCCCUGUGCCAGUAGACAUUAAAGUUGAAAGCAGUGCCAAAGUAGUCGUCAUCUCGGGUCCAAACACAGGAGGAAAGACCGCUUUGUUAAAGACAUUGGGAUUAUUGUCUCUUAUGUCCAAGUCCGGGAUGUAUUUGCCUGCUAAGAACUGCCCAAGGUUGCCUUGGUUUGAUCUUAUUCUGGCUGACAUUGGAGAUCCUCAGUCUUUGGAGCAAAGUCUUUCAACCUUUAGUGGCCACAUCUCACGGAUACGACAGAUACUUGACAUUGCUUCAGAAAAUUCACUUGUCUUACUAGACGAAAUAUGUAGUGGAACUGAUCCUUCAGAAGGGGUUGCACUUGCUACUAGCAUCCUACAGUAUAUUAAAAACCGUGUUAAUGUGGCAGUUGUAUCAACACAUUACGGUGACUUAAGUCGCUUGAAGGAUAAUGAACCUCGAUUCCAAAAUGCUGCAAUGGAGUUCUCCAUGGAAACUUUGCAGCCUACAUUUCGAGUACUCUGGGGAAGUACUGGUCUAUCAAAUGCAUUGAGAGUAGCUAAGUCCAUUGGUUUCAAUAAAAGAAUAUUAGAGAAUGCGCAUAAGUGGACGGAGAAAUUGAAUCCCGAGCAGGAUGUAGAGCGGAAAGGCUCACUCUUUCAGUCCCUUAUGGAAGAAAGAAAUAAACUAAAGCUUCAGGCAACUAAGACUGCAGCUUUUCAUAGAGACUUAAUGAACCUUUACCACGAGGUAUUUAAGAAUGUUGUUUUAUUGAUAUUAUUAAUCUCUUGUAAUGUAUGUUUCUGUUCUUGAUUUUUCCUGAAGCUUGAGCAUGAGUCGCAUGAUCUUGAUAAACGUGAGAGGGCUCUUCUGAAAAAAGAAACGCAAAAGGUGCAAGAAGAUCUAAACUCUGCUAAGUCAAAGAUGGAGAGACUGGUGGCUGAAUUUGAAAGUCAACUAGAAAUCACUCAAGCUGAUCAAUACAAUUCCUUAAUCCUGAAAACCGAAGAGGCAGUUGCAGAGAUUAUUGAAGCUUGCUGUCCUAUGGAUCCUGAUUCCUUAGAAGAAGAAUACAGUGACUACUCACCACAAGCUGGUGAAAAAGUUCUUGUAACUGGACUGGGAGAUAAGUUAGGUACUGUGGUUGAAGAACCUGGAGAUGAUGAUGAUACAGUUCUAGUCCAGCAUGGUAAGAUAAGAGUACGCAUAAAGAAAAAGGACAUAAAGCCCCUUCCUCGUAGCACAAGUAGCCAAACAUCCAAUCGUUCUCUACGUUCGAAGAGACAGAUAAACAUGAAAGAGCUAGGCAGUGUGUUGCAAAUGCAAAGCGAACCAGUGCGGAUUCAAACGUCAAAGAACACAUUGGAUCUAAGAGGAAUGCGGGCGGAAGAAGCGGUUCACCAGCUAGACAUGGCCAUCUCGGGAAGAGACUCGGGCUCGAUCCUAUUUAUUAUUCAUGGAAUGGGGGCAGGCAUUAUAAAGGAGCUAGUGCUUGAGAGGUUAAGAAAGAACACUCGUGUCUCAAGGUAUGAACAGGCAAAUCCUAUGAACCAUGGAUGUACAGUUGCUUACAUUAAAUGAUAUAUCUCUCAAACACAUUCUUUGUAAAUCUUCUUCAAAGUGUGGUCCACUAACUAGUUUCGAUCGUGAAUCAACGUUCAAAUGUACAAGAAGUUGUCUAAAGUAUAGUUAUUGAUAUUGUACAGAAAAAUAUAGUAAUUCUACUUUUCCACAAACUUCAUGGCUUUCGAGGAUAACACACGGCACGAGUCCCUGGAGAACCCUCGUAGGAGUUGUGCGAAUACGAUUGUGUUCUUCCCUUUCUUGCACAGCUGUGGCUACAACACUUCGUUGGUACUUGCGAAACUAAUUGAACACAAAAACAGAGGCUUGGUGUUUAGAUUUUCAAAAAAAAGGGAGUUUGGAUACAUAUGUAUAGAUGUAUAGGAACGAGAGAGAAGAGUAAAGGAGCACUCAAGACUUGUGUUUUUACUUUUUCCUUUGUCCUAUAUUUUUACAAUGAAGCAAACGUAGGUAUAUACAGAGAGGAA